Pygocentrus nattereri (red-bellied piranha) is the source of this 4035-nucleotide messenger RNA. It is a transcript of the gene pitrm1, whose product is annotated as pitrilysin metallopeptidase 1. The record is from RefSeq and is a predicted model, not a curated record. Gene Ontology annotation, molecular function: metal ion binding. NCBI's taxonomy places the organism in Eukaryota, Metazoa, Chordata, Actinopteri, Characiformes, Serrasalmidae. Gene Ontology annotation, biological process: protein processing. Gene Ontology annotation, cellular component: mitochondrial matrix. The transcript has 27 exons. Bases 168 to 3239 code for a protein of 1023 amino acids.
UGACCAUGCGCCAGCGUGACGGUACUGCGCAUGGAAGGAGUGGAAUGUUAUUAUGAGAGCGGUGCUGUCGGAGUUUAAACCCUUAGACUGUUUAUCGUGUUUUAGAAAUGUAUGUUUACACCAACUAAACUAUUAAAGCAGAGCAAAGAUUUUAGAGGUGCUUCACAAUGUUUCGGCAAAGUAAAACAUUCCUAUCUAAACUUAGGUGCCUAAGUGUUUUGCAGAGACCAAAAAGUAUCUCUGCCGCUGAACGAGCUCUGCAGUAUGUGGUUGGUCAGAAGAUCCAUGGCUUUACUGUUCGGGAGGUAACGCCAGUGCCAGACCUGUUCCUGACUGCAGUUAAACUUGAUCAUGAUGUCACAGGAGCUCAAUAUCUGCAUGCAGCCAGAGAUGACUCCAACAACCUCUUCAGUGUGCAAUUCCGUACCACGCCCAUGGACAACACAGGUGUUCCCCACAUUCUAGAACACACAGUUCUUUGUGGCUCUCAGCGCUUCCCCUGCAGAGAUCCCUUCUUUAAAAUGCUGAAUCGCUCUCUCUCCACUUUUAUGAAUGCCUUCACAGCUAGUGACUACACAAUGUACCCAUUCUCCACUCAGAAUGCCAAAGACUUCCAGAACCUUCUGUCUGUCUAUCUGGAUGCUGUCUUCUUCCCUUCCCUUCGAGAACUGGAUUUCUGGCAGGAAGGCUGGCGUUUGGAAAAUGAGAAUCCUACAGACCCUUCGUCUCCCCUGAUGUUUAAAGGGGUGGUGUUCAAUGAGAUGAAAGGAGUUUUUUCGGAUAAUGAGAGAGUAUAUGCACAGCACCUGCAGAAUAAGCUCCUACCUGAUCACACUUACUCUGUGGUGUCAGGAGGAGAACCACUUGCCAUAACUGAUCUCACCUGGGAACAGCUUAAACACUUCCAUGCUACACACUAUCAUCCCAGCAAUGCAAGGUUUUUUACAUAUGGGGAUCUGCCGCUGGAGCAGCAUCUAAAGCAGAUAGAAGAGGAGGCACUGUGCAAGUUUCAGAGAACAGACCCAGACACUGCAGUACCGGCUCAGACACUCUGGGACAAACCGAGAGAAGAUCAUGUGACCUGCAGUCUUGAUCCACUGGCUCCAGACCCAACUAAACAGAACACACUGUGUGUGAGCUAUCUGCUGGGAGACAUCACAGACACGUUUGAGGCAUUCACUCUAAGUCUGCUCUCGUCUCUGAUGAUCUCUGGGCCAAACUCUCCGUUCUACAAAGCGCUGAUUGAACCCAAGAUAGGCACAGACUUCUCUUCUGUAGUGGGAUAUGAUGGCAGCACAAAGCAGGCCUCAUUCAGUGUUGGCCUGCAGGGCAUGGCAGAGGAGAACAUUGAGAAGGUCAAAUGCAUCAUUAGCCAAACCAUUGAUGACAUUAUCGCGACUGGUUUUGAGGAGGAGCGAAUUGAGGCUUUACUGCAUAAGAUUGAGAUUCAGAUGAAACAUCAGUCUACUAGCUUUGGCUUGGCCCUUGCGUCUUACAUUGCAUCCUGCUGGAAUCAUGAUGGAGACCCGGUACAAUUGCUGAAAAUCAGUGAGAAUGUGGCCAGAUUCAGACAGUGCCUGCAAGAGAACCCUCGCUACAUACAGGACAAAGUUCAGCACUACUUUAAGGAGAACACCCAUCAGCUGACUCUGUCCAUGAGUCCAGAUGAGCAGUAUGUGGAGAAACAGAGUAAUGCAGAGCAGGACAAGCUUCAGCAGAAAAUACAGGCCCUCAGCGAUGCUGCCCGCAUAGACAUCUAUGAGAAAGGUUUGCAGUUGCUCUCUGAACAGUGCAAAACUCAGGAUGCUUCCUGCUUACCUGCCCUCAAGGUGUCUGACAUCGAACCCACCAUACCACGAACACCUGUGCAGAUGGGUGCUGCAGGCGGAGUGCCUGUUCAAUACUGUGAGCAGCCAACUAAUGGCAUGGUAUAUUUCAGAGCUAUGUGUAACCUUAACACACUCCCAGAGGACCUGAAGAUCUAUGUGCCACUGUUCUGCAGCGUCAUCACCAAGUUAGGCUGCGGGGAGUUCGAUUAUCGUCAGCAAGCCCAGCAGAUGGAGCUGAAGACUGGUGGCAUGUCUGUGACCCCACAGAUAAUCUCAGACACUGCUGACCUAGACCUGUAUGAACAGGGCAUCCUCCUCACCUCUGCAUGUCUGGAGAGGAACUUACCUGACAUGUUCCAUCUGUGGAGUGACCUGUUCAACAGUCCUCAUUUUGAUGAUGAGGAGAGGCUGAGAGUGUUGGUGAUGAUGUCAGCUCAGGAACUGUCCAAUGGCAUCUCUUAUUCGGGUCACGUGUAUGCAAUGACACGGGCAGCUCGAUCACUUACACCGGCUGCUGAUCUGCAAGAGACCUUUGGUGGAAUGGACCAGGUGAAGUUCAUGAAGAGAAUGGCAGAGAUGACUGAUCUGACAUCCAUUUUAAGGAAGUUGCCUAGAAUAAAAAGACACCUCUUCAACCCGGAUAAUAUGAGGUGUGCAGUGAAUGCUACUCCUCAGAAAAUGGAAGACACUGCAGUAGAGGUGGAGAGGUUUAUGGGUAAUAUAACCUCCCUCAGGAAAGAGCGAAAGCCUGUCAGACCAGUUAUUGUUGAGAGACCAUUGGACCCUCGUGCUCCUUCGGGAUCAGCUGCUAGUCGUAAACUUGUGUCUGAGGCUCGUUUUAAGCCCUGUCAGAUGAAGACGUAUUUUGAGCUUCCAUACCCUGUCAACUUCGUUAGUGAAUGUGUGCGUACAGUCCCUUUCACACAUGAGGAUUACGCCAGUCUGUGUAUUUUAGGUAGGAUGAUGACUGCUAAAUUUCUACAUGGAGAAAUCCGAGAGAAGGGUGGUGCCUAUGGAGGUGGAGCAAGAAUGGGAGGAAAUGGCCUGUUUUCCUUUUACUCAUACAGAGAUCCAAACUGCUCUCAAACACUGGCAGCAUUUCGAAGUGGUGUGGAAUGGGCUAGAGAUGGGAGGUUCACACAGCAAGAUGUGGACGAGGCGAAAUUAUCUGUCUUCUCUGCUGUGGAUGCCCCGAUUGCCCCCUCAGAAAAGGGUCUGGGACUGUUUUUAAAUGGGGUCAGUGAUGAACUGAAACAGGCUCACAGAGAGAGACUCUUUGCUGUAACGCACAAAAACCUUAUAGAUGUGGCUGGCCGCUACCUUGGUAUCGGACAGAGGACGUGUGGAGUGGCAGUUCUAGGUCCCAAAAAUGAAAAUAUCAAGAAGGACCCAUCCUGGAUUGUGAAAUAGCCACUUUUUCUGCUUUGAUACAGGCUUUUAUUUACUGUAUCAUCAAAUCACUCCUGGAUUAUUUAAAAUGGUGUCAUCAGAAUCUUUCGUAUUGCUUUGAAGAUUUCAAAAAACAUUUUUUGCAGUGCACAUCACGUGGAUACAUGUGGGUGGGAGAAAUGGACUUAAAACCCUGGACACAUUUGAAAUACAGCAGAUUUCAGUUUUCUUUCAAUAAAAGGUGCAACAAUUCAUUUUUUUCAGUAAGCAAACUUCCAUCUAUUUCAACUUCACAGGCACAUCUUGACAACUGUCAGUACUGGAGAUCUAAAUGUAAUUCUGAAUACCAAGUUUGGAAUUCCAGUAGGUUCUUCUGACCGUUACACUCAAUACUGGCACUUUUUUUUUUUUUUUUAAACCUAUUCCUGAACAUCUUUCCAGUGUGAGCUACAAACUGCAGCUCUCUCAAUGUUACAGAGCAAAACUGAUUGUGUUUCCAAGUUUUUAUAUUUAUUGUGAACAAACUUUAAACGCACAACGUAGUCUGUAAUGGGUGUGCACCUAAGCCAGUGGUUUAGGUCCCAAUCCAGGAUAAGAAAUGCACUUCUGGGCUGAUAUUCCCAAAGAUUCCUUUAUAUUUGACAUGACUGUCAUGGUGAAAAUGAUUUUAGAUGAGCAGUCCUGCUCCCAGUUUGAUUUGUGAGUACAGCCCAUGAUUUUCCUUUAGCCCUUUACGAGAGGAGGUAAAAGAGUGUCCAGUGGUGAGACUUGUAGUCAUUUUUUUAUAAAAUAAAUAUUGUGUAUGUUGCACAUUGCA